Molecule: messenger RNA, 2286 nt
Organism: Vigna angularis (adzuki bean)
Lineage: Eukaryota; Viridiplantae; Streptophyta; Magnoliopsida; Fabales; Fabaceae
Product: protein SIEVE ELEMENT OCCLUSION B
Exons: 7
Coding region: 88-2094 (668 amino acids)
Biological process (GO): phloem development
Source: RefSeq, a predicted model, not a curated record
UGGUUAAUCAUCACCACAACUCUCCUUCUUUUAAUCUUCCCAUCUCUCAGACUUUGUCAUAAUUCCUGAAAGAGAGCUGUGACCAUAAUGGCCACCAAGCAUUCACUCAAGUCUCUCUUUCACCGAAGUUCAGAGAGUGAUCACAACCCGUUAAACAUGUCCGAUGAGCAGAUACUGGAGCAAAUUUACUCAACCCAUGUCCACAGUCACACCAAGUUCGAUGUCGACUCUCUUUUCGUUCUUGUCGAGAACACCCUUAGGCGUUCAACUCUCAUUGUUGACAACGUUGUUCAGGGAUCCAAAUCAAGCCUGGAGCAGCUAGAAGACAAGAUCCCCCAAGCCAACUUCAAUUCACCACUCUGCACCCUCAAGCAAAUUUCUUCCGAGAUGUCAUGCAAGCCUGCCGGAGAGGAAAUUGCUCACAAAACUACAAUGGCGAUACUUGUGAAGCUUGCAAACUAUGAGUGGGAUGCAAAAGCGGUGCUCACACUGGCAGCUUUUGCAAUGGAAUAUGGCGAGUUCUGGUUGCUAGCUCAGCAUCAACCAACAGACCCUAUUGCAAAAUCUGUGGCUUUUCUCAGGAGAGUCCCGGAGCUCACAAGACCUGCAGCACUGCAAAAGCAUCGCCAAGCCAUUAUAGAGCUCAACAAUCUGGUGAAGACAACGCUGCUAGUGAUUGAGCUAAUCUUUGAGUUGGAGAAACUUACAACGUUCGACACAAAGGAUGUGCCUGCUUUGUUGCCCGCAAUAGAACAAAUUCCUGUUGAUGUCUACUGGGCCAUCAUCACCAUCGUGGCUAUUGAGACUCAGAUUGAUUACCUCACUACCGAAACAGGGAACAAGCAGGAUCUCUCCCACUAUGGUCAAAAGAUCAACAUCAUACUCAGCAAACUUAGGAAGCAAAUCAUGCUUUGCAGACAACAGAUUGAGGAGGCAGAGUAUCAUCACAGGCUCAGGAAAUUUUUUCAGACGCCUACUGAAAUAAUGGAGGUGUUUAAGUUUCUGGUUUUUUCGAAGGAUGCCCCACACCAACUGUUUGAUGGUGCCACAAAGACCACGGUUGAAAUAACUGAGCUGAAGAAGAAGAAUGUGUACUUGUUGAUCUCCACUCUAGAGAUCACGGAUGAAGAGAUUUCAGUACUACGACCAGUGUAUGAAUAUAUUAAAACAAAUGAUCAAUAUAAGAUUGUGUGGAUUCCCAUCGUAGAGGAAUGGACCGAAAAGUUACACAAGAGAUUUGAGGUUUUGAAAAGCAAGAUGCCGUGGUACGUGGUGCAGCACUUCGGAGUAAUAGCAGGGUACAAGUACAUUAAGGAGGAAUGGCACUUCAAAAAGAAACCUAUGGUUGUGGUGUUGAAUCCUCAGGGAAAAGUGCAACAUGCAAACGCUUUCCAUCUCAUUCAUGUUUAUGGAAUGAAGGCCUUUCCCUUUACUAUUGCUGAUCAAGAGAGAAUUGAUAGAGAAAUUCACUGGAUUGGUUCGGUGGUAGGGGAUACUCACCCUCACGUAAGCACCUGGAUCAGAGAGCAGAAGUACAUUCUCAUAUACGGAGGAAGCGACAAAGAAUGGAUCCAACAGUUCACAAAAUACGCAACUAACUUUGCAAAUGACGGCGCUCUAAAGGAGGCAAAUAUUCAAAUAGAGUUGUUCUGUGUGGAAAAGGAAGAUAAAAACUUUCUGAGGAGGUUUUGGAGUGGCAUAGAGAGCUUGUUUGUGACGAAGGCUCACAACACAGUCGAUGCAGUGACUCAAGAAGUGCAAAGGAUGCUUUCUUACAAGAAUGAAACUGGGUGGGCUGUCCUCUGCAAAGGGUCAUCUGUGCUGAUGAGUGGUCAUGGAAGCACAGUGUUGAAGACAGUGUCUGAGUUUGACAAAUGGAAAGAGGCUAUGCUGAAAAAAGGGUUUGAGCCUUCCUUCAAAGAGCACCAUGAAAGGAUUGUGCGCACCACACAUCGCUGCGUGCACCUUGAAAUUCCUAAUAUUGCAGGAAAGAUGCCAGAGACCAUAAAAUGUCCCGAGUGUGGCAGGACAAUGGAGAUUUUCAUCAGCUAUAAAUGCUGCCACACUGAUUCUACUUCAAUUGCCAUACACUAGAAUUCAACGCCAACUGCUUCUUUUAUGUUAUGAAUGAGACAGUGUAGUCUUCGGUUAUGGGACUAAGUUUUUCUGCUCAAAUAAAUUUUUCUUUCAAUAGAAGGACUUCUGUGUGACCUUAAAAAUAAGGUGUGUAAUUCGGUACUCUUAAUCUUCAAUAGUUUUACAAUGACAGGGUGAUUCCUUUGCAUU